Molecule: messenger RNA, 1293 nt
Organism: Spodoptera exigua (beet armyworm)
Lineage: Eukaryota; Metazoa; Arthropoda; Insecta; Lepidoptera; Noctuidae
Source: the annotation of a GenBank genome assembly
AUGAGAGCUUUCAUAACUGCUGUGAGCAUGGCGCCGCGCGGUACCUUCUACGCACUAUGUGCACUAUUAGCUCUAACUGUACCCUUUGUAACGUGUGACUGCCCACCAGAACGAGAAGAAGCUACGCAUAAUGAAGCCAAACUCCACAAGGAUUUGCUCUGCGCGUAUAAUUACGACUUCCGGCCAGUGAAGGAUCACAAACAAGCUCUUACAGUGAAAGUAAGAUUCGCAAUAAAAUAUCUUAGCUUCGAUUCUUUAGAAGAAACGUUUACUUUGCAUAGCUGGGUGGCUAUGAUGUGGAAAGACGAAUUUUUAUCUUGGAGACCUGAAGAUUAUGGUGAUAUAAAAGAAACUCAAAUGGAGAGUCAUGAAAUCUGGACGCCGAGAAUGGCGUUGUUCAACGCCGAUGCCUCUAUGUACCAGUCCGACCAGAUCUAUACGACUUGUAUGGUGUCGAAUGAGGGCGUUGUGACAUGCGUGCCUCAUAUCGCUCACUCCGGGAUCUGCCGCACGUCGUUACGUAGCUGGCCUUACGAUGUACAAAACUGCACACUUUACUUUGGAUCAUGGAUGAACACUGGGGAACAAGUCAACUUCACCUUUUACAAUAAACAACCCAUAGUAAAGGAUGAUUAUCAGGAUGGUCCAGGCUGGAAACUACUGAACGUGGUAAACGAACGUUUACCAGGAAAGUAUAGCUGUUGUCCGAAUAGCACGUAUCCGAUGCUAAAAUAUACUUUCGUACUGAAGAGGAUAGCUGCGGGACCAGCCGCUAUCGUGGUGGUGCCUUCCAUUGUGAUAGUACUGCUGACUCUGGUGGCGCUUGCAAUGGACGCCAAAGACAACACUCGGCUCAUGUUGAUUUGCUUCAGUCUGUACGGACAUUUCAUGUUUCUUACAGAAAUCGGUUAUGAUAUUCCCAAGCACAGUGCGGACACACCGAUCAUAUUACUGUUCCUUCGCGAUUCGAUGAUAGUGACACUGGUUGGGAUCAUUGAAACCAUAUUUUUAAUGUAUUUGAGGCGACGAAAGGUACCAGCACCUAGUUUUAUAGUGUCAGUGAACCGGUUGGUGGCCAAUGGUCCAGGCAAGUAUGUUAUUUUCACAGAAUUUGACCCAAGUGAGAUGGAUACAAAAGAACUGGCCGGCAACAGCUCUGAUAUAACGUCUGACAAGCCGCCUGUCACAUUCGACUGGGUACAAUUUGCUAUUAUAUUGAACAGAAUUAAUUUCAUGGUAAUCGUCCUCGUUUAUAUUAUACUAGUUGGCACCUACAUUCCACACGACGACUAA